AUCAAAAUCUGACUGAACUCCAAACAAUGAAUUUUACCACGCAGGAGAAAAGCUUUUCAAGCCUUAAUAUCUUCGAGAUAUGCAUAUAUUUUGUCAUCUUAGUUGUAGGUGUCAUUGGAAAUGGACUUGUCAUCUUUGUGACCGGCUAUAAAAUGAAGACGACAGUCAAUUCCAUUUGGUUUCUCAACUUGGCGAUUGCAGACUUCCUUUUUAUUAUGUACUUGGUUUACCCAAUUGUUUUUGCCUUUGAUAAAAGUAUAUUUUGGGACUUGGACAAACUCAUUAAUGCAUGUUUGACUUUUGUUGGUGCACUAAAUUUGUCUGCAAGUGUUUUCUUUCUGACAGUUAUCAGUGUGGAUCGAUGUCUGUGCACCUGGUUUGUUGUUUGGGCUCAGAACAAACGAACUUUAGUCAAAGCCAGAAUCAUCAGUGUAUUUGUGUGGAUUUUAUCCAUCUACUGCAGCAUCCCUUUUGGCUUUGUUAAGUAUGUGUAUGAAGCUGAAAAAAACAUCAAUGUCUAUAUGUCUCUGUUCACAUUGAUGUUUAUUUUGGGAUUUGUAAUUCCCUUUAUAAUUAUUGCAUCUUCAUACAUAACUAUUGGUGUGCGAGUAAAACGUCUCAAAACAGGAAAGCAGUUUCUGCCAUACCGGCUCAUAUCUGUAAUUCUGGCUUUUUUCAUAUGCUGGUUUCCUUUCCAUGUUCACAAACUGUUUUUGAUAAGUGCAGUGAAGUAUAACUGGAGUUACAGUGCUAGAAAGAAACUUAAUGCUGCAGAUCCUUUUGUAAAGUGUCUGGUUUAUGUAAACAGUUGUCUGAACCCCAUUCUCUAUGUGUUUAUGUGUGAGGAGUAUAAGAAGAAACUUAAAAAGUCUCUCUUGCUGGUGUUUGAGGGGGCUUUUACUGAAGAGCAUCUGAAUUUAAGAUCAACUCCACUUCCUCACAACUCUCAAUGUCAGCAGACAAACAGAAAGUCUCACACCAAACUCUUGCCAACAGCUCAAUGUAUCGAUGAAGAGGAAGUGAUAAGCCAGCAGAAAUAG
This is a messenger RNA of Misgurnus anguillicaudatus (oriental weatherfish), 1040 nucleotides long. The record is from RefSeq and is a predicted model, not a curated record. Lineage: Eukaryota; Metazoa; Chordata; Actinopteri; Cypriniformes; Cobitidae.